Limanda limanda (common dab) is the source of this 4727-nucleotide messenger RNA. RefSeq names its product golgi membrane protein 1 (gene golm1). Bases 201 to 1430 code for a protein of 409 amino acids. NCBI's taxonomy places the organism in Eukaryota, Metazoa, Chordata, Actinopteri, Pleuronectiformes, Pleuronectidae. The record is from RefSeq and is a predicted model, not a curated record. Gene Ontology annotation, cellular component: Golgi apparatus. The transcript is spliced from 11 exons.
AAACCGUAGAGAACAGUAAACACAGGGUUGCUCUGCUGUUUGUGUGACAACAAUGGAUACGAGCUAACCGUGCGGGGGGAAUGCGCAGAUAAUUUCCACAGAAACGCGGGCAGGUUGUCAGAUACAUCACCGAGAGUCACCGCACGCACCGGGACCGACCUUUCAAUUCCUGCUUCGCGACUAAAGGGCACCGGACAGCUAUGGGUGGGUUGGGAAACGUGCGUCGUGCAGGAAGAUCCCCCCCUUUAAUGAUCGGGGCUCUUAUCGCCUGCAUACUGGUUCUGGGCUUUAACUACUGGGUGUGCAGCUCCCGCAACCUUGAGCUACAGACUAAGCUGUAUGAGAUGGAGGGCCAAGUGCGACGUGGAGCAGCUGAGCGAGGAGUAUCAGAGAUUAAGAAGAAUGAGUUCCAGGAGGAGAUCCAGAGACAGAAAGAGGAGAUCACUCACCAAGAAAGUCUGUUCAAGAGACAGCUGGAAGCAUUAGAGAAGUCCUGCAACCAAGAGAAGGAUGCACUGCAGGAGAACAUGUCCUCUUCUGCCAAAAUAACACAGGAAAUCAGAGGUCGGGUGAAUCAGCUGAAUGAAGAAGUGGGGAAGCUUCAAAAGGAGCUACAGAGUUGCCAAGGCAACAUCAACACCCUUAACAGCAAACUCACUUAUGACAUGACCCAGUGUCACUCUCAGGUCCUGUCCCAGAAGGAGUUGUGUGAUGAGAGAGUAGCAGCUGCUAAACUUGAAGUUCAGACGAAAAUGGAGAAGCUCAUCAGCUCUCCCUCAGUCGUCACCUCACAGCAGGAAAAAACAACGGAUCGAGCAGGAAAAGCGGACAGACCCGUUGUGUCGGUGGCUGACCCGGAUAAGACAUCAACUGUUGUGAGCCACACUCCAAGUGUCUCUCGGAAAGAAAAUGAACCAACUGAACUACUGACUAAUGAGAUUAUUUUCGACCAAGGUUCUGAUGAGCCUGUGCCCUCAGUGAACGAUGUCUCGAAAGAAGAGCUCCAGUCUGUUCCCUCUGCAACUGCAGGCAAGCAGGAUAUUUUACCACCACUAGAGGGAGCUGUCAAAACAAACGAGGCAGGGACAGAGACCAGUAAACUGAUGAAGAAUAAUCUGACUGAGGAUGAAGACAUGGAGUUGAUGGAUGCUCAUGAAGAGGGCACUCAGACAGAAGACCCUGGAAUGGAGGGCAUGCUGAUUGGCCAGGGAAAGGUCGAUGAGACGCAUGAUGGUCAGAAAUUGGAGCCAGAAGAGUAUGGCGCAGACAGACACAUUGUGGGUGGAGCUGAUUCGAAGAAACAACAGCAGAUUAAACAGGCAGAAAACAUCGACAAGGACAUGGAGGAAGAGUUGGCUGACUAUAACGGCGAUGAUGAGAACGAAGGGGAAUUUGAAGCAGACAAACAAGCAGAACUUGCUCAACACUGAGAGCUGGUGUUGAAGAAGGAUCCUGGACGUGACAUCAGGAAAUAAGACAUGUUUUACACGUCAGCGCAAUCACACCAUACAGGUCAAUGCAGUCCUUGAAAAACAAAUCCCAAUGUAAAAUUCUAAAUGAAAAACUUGACGUUCGUUAUUUUCAUCAGGAUUUUCUUCUUGAUCUGUCUUAUUUAUUACCUUGAUCAGAAUAUUACAUUAUGUCCACUAAAUUCCCAGGCGGGAUCAUCAAUUCGUCUCUUAUUGGAGUACAUGUAUUUGCAACUUCAUAUCUAGUUCACAACUGAUUGCAAUCGAUGACUGUAUAAAGAUGACACUUCACUGUAGGGAUUUUGGAGUGCAGUCUUGGUAUCAAAGUUCCGCCCAUAACCCUUUCACAACCAAUCCUGAGUCAAUCACAGCUGUCAGUCAUAACGUCUCAUACUGUUUUUUUAUUCAUUAAAUAGUUAAAUCCAAUCUUAACAGUAAAAUAAGAAUACUGGAACAUCUAUCAGAUGAUCAGUGAUGGCAACUUUGCUUGAGAAAAAAAUGUGUCAAUUUAAGUUUAGAUUUAACUCCAAUGCACUAACGUGGAGGAGGUGGAGUUUAUGAUUAUAUGGCAGCUGCCUUGUCCUCCAUCUAUAUAUUGUCAUUGCUUGCAACAUGCAGCGUCAGUCAAAUAAACAUGGUCUCCAUUUAUAUGCACUUCACUGAACACAUCAAACCCUGCUAUGAUGGUGACUGCGCUCACAUUCAUUCACUGAACUGUAGGUGUUGUAAAAAACACUUUGUGAUUCUAAGUAUUUUUAAAAAUUGGUAGGUUUUGAUUUACAGAUUAGUGUUUCCGGUGUGUUGUGUUAUAUUCACUCUGUUAUGACUGUAACUUGAAGAUGAUGUUAAAGACCCUUAUAGGGUUACUAGGUGUCAAAUACUGAAGUCAUUUUAAAUGAUCGGAGUGAUCCCAUUGACAGAACUCCUCCUUCAGGGGGCGUCGUCUCUCCCUGAGGUACAACAGCAUCUUUAACAAUGCCUUAAGCUACUCUUGUACAGUCUCUAAUUGGAAAGAUGCUGACCUCAGAUCAAUAGUCAGAGCAUUUCAUUUAAAAAAAGCUGGGAUAUGCAUGUAAAAAGCAGCAAAUAAAGGAAACUUGGGGGUCAUUUUGUUGUCCGAUGUUAACAGAUGGAAAAACAAGAACAGCUUAUUUUCUAAUUCCCAUAAAGCUAUAGACAUUGUGGACUGGUUUAAUAGACUCGGAACAGAACAAAUGAACAAAUUCCCCGUAUGGUUUACAUGCUCUUAUGUUUUCAACGUAAUAUGUUAUGUUUUCUGUAAUUUUUUUUUUCAAUGAGCAAUCCCCUCUAAACUUGGCUAAUCAAUUGCCUUUGGAUCUUGGCUUUUAUUCUCAGAUCGCACACAGUGACAAGGUUGAAUGUUUCUACAUAAGACAGAAAAACACAAUAAUAAAUUAUGAAAUAAAUAGUUUGGAACAUCUGGACAAUAGUUUGUAUUAGAUUGACAACCUUACUUUAUUAUGACGCAUGCCUUAUUAAUUCCGUGUGAAGUCCAGUUUUCCUCUGUGAUCGGUUGCUUCUAUGCACCUGCUCCGAGGUUUGUGAGUUUUACUUUGUGGAUACUGUUUCGUCUGUCGAUUAGUCUGUUUAUUAGUCUGUGAGAACAUGAAGAGCCAUUUCUGAGAAUUGCUGUAAUAUUAUGAAGGACAUUUCCUUGAAGUAGGACCAGUGUGUUCGUUACCAUCGUUCAUGCUCCUGGAGUCCAGUAGAUUUGAACUGUUCAGUAGCUGUGCUAAAAUGUAUUCAUCUGCUCAACUUCAAACUGUACUAGGCUGGAAAUUGUGUGUUUGUGUUUGAGCGCAAACACAAACUUAUAUUAAGACAUCAUAAACAUCAAAGUUAGGAUAUUCUAUUGCCUUGUAUAAUAUCGUAUACGGGUUAGAAUAUUUAUUGUUGCUUCCUGCUUUACUCAGAGGUGGUUGCCUCCACACUGUGUUAAUGGCCAUCAUUCCCAUAACACACUGACUUAUUAAUGGUGUUUAACAUGGUGGAAAGUUAUCUUCCUAGAUUUCUGUUAUCAGGAGUCUGUCUUUGAUUGAACAGUUCUUGGAACACAGAGGGUUUGUUUUACUGUCUGUACAGAUCAGCUGCAGUGCACCUGACUUUAACAGGUCCAGGUGUGAAGGAUCGAACUAAAGGUUUUAACAUUUUAAGGAUUUUAUCAAAAUCCCUUCUGAUGUCAAAAUGCAGCAGUACAAAGCCUAGUUUUGACAUAUUUUAAAUUGAAGCUUAAGUCCACUUUAAGGAAAAUGCAUGAACAGAAUAUACAGAUUAUGAAACAUUUUAUAUGCUGGAUUUUCCAGGAACUCUGGUGUUCAGUUUACAGCUUGAGCACAACAAACUCUGAACUCGAAAACAUCACAUCAACUGCAAGUGUCAUCCAAACCAUUGUCAUCCAGAAUACGCACAAAAUUCAUUGUGCUAAGUUUGGAGAACAUUUUAAAACCAUGUGACAUUUGGUACAACUCUCGUUUUCCGUCAAAAAGGUAAAAUAAGAUGUUAUAGUACAUUCUUUUAUCCACAUUUACUCAUGGCUUCAUAAAAGGCUGUAACACCUGUGAAGAGUGUUUCUGGUUAAGUUAUUUAUUAUAUAGUAACGUUUUCCAAACAACCAAAAACGGUGGUUUAUAAUUCGAAACUUUUUCCAGAGAGUGUCCUCUCGAAUGUAUAUGACAGGUAGGAUCAAUGUUAUUAACUUAACGUUUGUUUGUUUCUUUAUUGUUUUUUAAAUCUGGGCCUGCUCAUCCCAGUAACAAUAUAUAUAUAAUAGGAAUGCUAAAGAAAGAUAAAUUAUUUAAUCAGGAGAAGGAGAAGUUCCCUCAUACAGACAGGAGGCUACAGGGAAACACUUCGUCAAUAAAGAUGUACUGCCGGUGCAACAUCGCCCAGGAAAAUAUCCAUGAACUUCACUCCUUUUGUCUGAAUCUUUCCCCACUUUGGUUGAUUCUGGAGACGAGUGACGUGUUUAAUUCCAUAAUUGUGUUUUCAGAGUUGCUGUUAUUCAUUGUCUUGACUGCUUUGGCCUCUCAAUUGUGUAAAAACUCAAAUUUUCUGAACUACAGGUCUGUGCACCUAAAAUGUUUUAUUAUUUUUAUACAUUGGAUAAACUUUUUUGUUGUCGAUUGAAUUUGUGUAAAUGUUAAUUUUAUUCUGUACUGCUGAACAAAUUUCUGGAAGAUCUAAAUAAUCAUAGGCUUGAUUGGUGAUAGAGAAUAAAGAUUGUUUUUAUUACCACUA